GUAAGUAAUUCGUGUCGGUGCUUGGAGCUCCUUAAAGAAGAAUCUUACCUUUUUAACCAAAUUCAAUGGAUCAGCAAAAGAUUGCCGAUCUUGAURUUGAAGCAGGAGGUGAUUCAAGUGCACCUACUCUACCAAGCGUUGUCAAAGAACCGGAGCUUGUAACGAUCAUCGAAGACAAACCGCUCACAAAUGAACAACUCGAACAAGAGCAUGACCUACACGACUCGUAUGAGUCUUCUUGCUACGGACCAGGAGAACACACACCACUUCUUCGCUCAGGAGAAGUAGAAGCAAAUCGUAGUACCGAUUUUCUGAGCUUCACAACCAGCCAAGCAUCGUUGUUUAUACCCUCGGUGCAAUUCUCGCUUUACUCGAGCAGGGGACACGAAGGACACGCCACCAGUCCUUCUAUACUAAGUUCAUCUCGUCGUGGUUCUUUGGCAGGAAAGGAUAGCCGUAUUCAGAGCGUCAACAGCGUUCAUUCGACCAAAGGUAGAGGACAAAGCUAUUCAGCAUCAAUCUUGGCAAGAAUAUCCGAAGAUGGUCAAGCUUCGGCGGCGUUAGCUCUUUGGAACGUCAUAAACAUGAUYAACGGCAGUGGAGGACUACUCGGAACGCCCUACGCCAUUGCUCUUGGUGGAUUUCCCGCUUUGGUACUUGUGAUUUUCGUUGGAUUGAUGACUAACUUUACUGGAGUACUGCUGAUCGAUUGCCUGUACAAACUUUGCCCCAAAACCAAACUUCGUAAAAAAGUAAGGUCAAGCUAUGCUGAAAUAGGAGCCGCCUGCUGGGGUCCUGUUGGUGGUAAAAUAGUUGACUUCAUGACUGUCUCCAUGUGUUACUGCAUCACAGUGUUGUAUGUUAUGAUGUUAGGCAGUAGCAUGUUAGGUAUACUUAAGAAUGCAACUCAUGUAACCCUAACAGAAUGGUGCCUCAUUUGUACUUGUUUAGUUCUUCCAACAGUCUUCAUUAGGAAGCUUGAGAUACUAGCUUGGUUAAGUAUGCUUGCUGUCAUUUCCCUCCUGCUUUGUACAUUUAUAAUAAUAGGUUAUUGUUUAGGGGAGUGGAGGAGCUGGUCUAUUGAUAACAUACCUACAUUUGAUUCAGAGAAGUUCCCAAUAGCUAUAGGUAUCAUUGUAUUUAGUUUUUGUGGUCAUUCUGUAUUUCCAGGCAUUGAAGGUUCCAUGCGUAAACCCAAAAAGUUCAACAAAGUAUCAUACAUAGCUUUUAUAAUUGUCACAUUAGCAAAGUUUGCACUUGGUUUUGUGGCUUGUCUGCUUUAUGGCAGCAGGACCAAUCCAAUAAUUACACUCAACUUAGGGCUGGACCAAAAGAAUUCUGUCUUAAGUAUGAUAGCAAUAGUAUUAGUAAUUAUCAAUGUUUAUUUUUCAUAUCCUUUAAAUAUGUUUGUUGCCACAGAAACCCUUGAUAUCAUUGUACUGCCCAAACUUUCCUCCAGUUUUGCUAAGGGUGGGAAAUGUCAUAUUCCUUGGCUCCUUUUUACAAGAGCUGCUUUGGUCUUUAUUACAUUUGGCAUUGCUGUAGCUGUGCCAAACUUUGGUCUAUUAAUGGGGAUAUUUGGUAGUGUUUUGGGUGCAUGUAUAUCGUUUAUAUUCCCUUGCAUAUUUCACAUGCAACUUAAGUGGGGUAGUUUAAAGUGGUAUAACAAAGUAGCUGAGAUAGCGGUAGUUCUGUUUGGAAUUGUAGCAGGCUUCUUGGGCUUGGUUUACUCAUCUAUCGCCUUGAAGAAUUCAUGAUUUUCAUCAAAGUAACCUCUAAUACUCCAGUUUCGAAUUCUCCAAUGCUCUGUGUUAGCCUCAUUUGUGCGCAAAAUAUUCCUUAUUGUGAGUGUAGAAGUGUGAGAUUUCAAAUCAAAUUUAUUGUGUU
This is a messenger RNA of Exaiptasia diaphana, 1887 nucleotides long. Its product is annotated as vesicular inhibitory amino acid transporter. Gene Ontology annotation, biological process: amino acid transmembrane transport. The record is from RefSeq and is a predicted model, not a curated record. Bases 66 to 1757 code for a protein of 563 amino acids. NCBI's taxonomy places the organism in Eukaryota, Metazoa, Cnidaria, Anthozoa, Actiniaria, Aiptasiidae. The transcript has a single exon. Gene Ontology annotation, cellular component: vacuolar membrane. Gene Ontology annotation, molecular function: amino acid transmembrane transporter activity.